GGCUGGCCCGGUCUAGCUGCCCCCGCCGCUCCGCCCGGCCCCGCCGAGCCGAGUCGGUGCCGGGGAGUGGGGCGGGGCAGGGACAAGCGACAGCGCCCGCAGCUCCCGGGAGCGACCGCCGGUGAUGCGGGGGGCAGCGCCAAGCACUCGGGCGGGGCUGGGGCACCGGGCUGUGCCCCCCCUCGUGCCGGCGGGAGGAGCGGGGCGGCGGGACGCUUCUCCGUGCCCGCGGUCCCUCCCCCCGAGCCGGUCCCUCCCCCUGAGUCGCCACAGCCGCUGCCGUCGCGGCUCCGCUAAAGUUUUCGCCGAGCGCGCCGGACCCGGUCCCCGCCGGUCCCGAGAUGCGUUCGGGAGCCGCCGCGAGCCCAGCCCCGACAGCUGUGUCCCAGGAGUGCCCGUGACCAGGCGUCUUGCACAGGGCUGCCCACAUGCCAGGGCCGUCACCACCAGAGUGGAGAAGCUGCUGAGGGCCAGUAGGAAGCCGUGUGCCCUGCGCUGUGUCCCAUGCAUGUGGUCCAGAGGAGGAAUGUCCCAGCCACGUCUCCUCACCCUCCUGGUGCUGCUGCUCUGCUGCCAGGGUCCCUCUGCCCAGAUCACGGAUCACGUUGUUGAGAGAUGGAAGGAGUACAGCGAGGAGUGCCAGCGCAACAUGAGCCGCCUGCCUGCGCCCACAGAGCUGGUCUGUAACCGCACCUUCGACAAGUUCUCCUGCUGGCCCGACACGGCGCCCAACAGCACAGCCAGUGUGCCCUGCCCCUGGUUCCUGCCCUGGUACCAGAAAGUGAAGCACAGACACGUCUUCAAGACCUGUGGGCCAGAUGGACAGUGGGUGACAGGGCCACGGGGACAGUCCCUGCGCGAUGCCACACAGUGUGAGCAGGAUGACGAGGACCUAAAGGCGCAGGAAAAAUUUGCCAAGACCUAUGGCAGCUUCAAGGUGAUGUACACUGUGGGCUACUCUGUGUCCCUGUGUGCACUGCUGCUUGCCCUGGCCCUGCUGCUGGGCUUCAGCAAGCUGCACUGCAUGAGGAACUACAUCCACAUGAACCUCUUCGCCUCCUUCAUCCUGAAGGGCGUCUCCGUGCUGGUCAUCGACGCCCUGCUCAAGACCCACUACAGUGACAAGAUUGAUGGCUACAACGUGCAAGUCUGGCUGAGCGACGAGGCAGCUGCAGGCUGCCGGGCAGCCACGGUCUUCAUGCAGUACGGCAUUGUGGCCAACUACUGCUGGCUGCUGGUGGAAGGCAUCUACCUGCAUAAUCUGCUGGUGGUGGCCGUCUUCUCCGAGAGGAGCUACUUCACCCUCUACCUGUGCAUCGGCUGGGGGGCACCCAUGCUGUUCCUCAUUCCCUGGGUCAUUGUGAAGUUCCUCUACGAAAACAUACAGUGCUGGUCCACAAACAACAACAUGGGCUUCUGGUGGAUCCUUCGCUUCCCCGUGUUCCUGGCCAUCCUGAUCAACUUCUUCAUCUUCAUCCGCAUCAUUCAGAUCCUUGUUUCCAAGCUGCGUGCACACCAGAUGCGCUACACUGACUACAAGUUCAGGCUGGCCAGGUCCACGCUGACCCUCAUCCCGCUGCUGGGCAUCCACGAGGUGGUCUUCGCUUUCAUCACAGACGAGCACGCCCAGGGCACACUGCGCUAUGUCAAGCUCUUCUUCGACCUCUUCCUGAGCUCCUUCCAGGGUUUGCUGGUGGCCAUUCUCUACUGCUUCGUCAACAAGGAGGUGCAGGCAGAGCUGCUGAAGCGGUGGCAGCGCUGGAAGCUGGGGAAGGACCUGGCUGAGGAGUACAAGCACACCUACAGCCAUGCACCCAGUGCCCGCAACGGCGCUGGCAGCACCUGCGAGAAGCACCAGCUGGUGAGUGGCUGCACCAAUGGGCUGGGGCGCAGCCUGGUCCCCCAGCCCAGCUCCCAGCGCCUGGAGAGGAGCGGGCGCAGCGCUGCCGAGCACCUCGCCCUGGGGGGCCAUCACCACUGCUAUGAGUUUCCUGAGACCACGGCCGAGAGCCACUUCUGAGCCCGCAGCCAGGAGGGAGGGCUGUGCUGAGCCGCCGGCAUGCCGCCGUGCCCUGCCCCGUCCUCGCCGGGUGCUGGCGGGCACUGGGACCUGCCACCCUGUGGAGGGGCACACGGACAAUGGACACAGUGAGGCAGGCAAGUGGGACCCGGACCCCUGGAAACGGGAACUGUGGGGCCAGGGGGAUCUGUAGGGGUGGGAGUUUGUCCUGUGGUGCUUCCCUCGUGCACCUUCUAGUCCCUGUGCACAGUGCUGUAAUUUAUCUGUCAUAUCUGUAAAUAGGUGUGGGCCCGUGCCGGGCUGCAGGGCCA
Messenger RNA from Passer montanus (Eurasian tree sparrow), 2331 nucleotides. It is a transcript of the gene GCGR, whose product is annotated as glucagon receptor. Gene Ontology annotation, biological process: adenylate cyclase-activating G protein-coupled receptor signaling pathway; cell surface receptor signaling pathway. Lineage: Eukaryota; Metazoa; Chordata; Aves; Passeriformes; Passeridae. The transcript has 14 exons. Gene Ontology annotation, cellular component: plasma membrane. The record is from RefSeq and is a predicted model, not a curated record. Gene Ontology annotation, molecular function: glucagon receptor activity; peptide hormone binding. Bases 125 to 2020 code for a protein of 631 amino acids.